Cuculus canorus (common cuckoo) is the source of this 1536-nucleotide messenger RNA. It is a transcript of the gene DUSP29, whose product is annotated as dual specificity phosphatase 29. Gene Ontology annotation, molecular function: protein tyrosine/serine/threonine phosphatase activity; MAP kinase phosphatase activity. The record is from RefSeq and is a predicted model, not a curated record. The transcript is spliced from 4 exons. Gene Ontology annotation, cellular component: cytoplasm. Gene Ontology annotation, biological process: negative regulation of MAPK cascade; protein dephosphorylation. Bases 180 to 824 code for a protein of 214 amino acids. Lineage: Eukaryota; Metazoa; Chordata; Aves; Cuculiformes; Cuculidae.
CUUCAGGGUGGGCAGCAGUCAAGGUCAGAGUCAGCAAAUCCUCUGCUAAAAAUAGACUCGAGUGGCAAAGUUGGUGAGAUUUGUCUGUUCUGCCGCACUUCACAGGACCCAGCUACCCAGAGCACCCAACUAAGCUUACAGUUUCUCGCACAUUCUGAACAUACUACUCCACGGACAAGAUGUCAUCGGCAGGUUUGAAUGUUGGCAAGAAAAAUGCCUACACAGCAAUCCAAGUAGAUCCUGAUGAGGAUUACUGCACCCCAGGUGCCUUUGAGUUGGAGCGGCUCUUCUGGAAAGGAUGCCCAAAGUAUACACACGUCAAUGAAGUCUGGCCCAAGCUCUACAUAGGAGAUGAGAAAACUGCGUUAGAUCGUUACAGUCUCGAGAAGGCAGGCUUCACUCACAUCCUCAACGCGGCCCAUGGGCAGCGCAACGUGGACACAGGACCAGGAUAUUACAAGGACAUGGUUGUGGAGUACCAUGGGGUGGAAGCCGAUGAUCUCCCCACUUUCCAGCUCAGCCAGUUCUUUUAUUCAGCUUCUCAAUUCAUUGAUAACGCACUUCAGGAUGAAAGAAACAAGGUUCUGGUUCACUGUGCUAUGGGCCGCAGCCGCUCAGCCACGCUGGUCCUGGCUUACCUGAUGAUCUACAAGAACAUGACGAUAGUGGAUGCCAUAGAGCAAGUCUCAAAACAUCGAUGCAUCUUGCCAAACCGGGGCUUCUUGAAGCAGCUGAGAGAACUGGACAUAGCACUGGCCCUGCAGAGGAGGAACAGCAAGAACAGCCUACCAUCUGACAGCAACAAGAACAGUAGCACCAGCUAGAGUCCCUUCUGGUGGGACUGCUAGGGGAGGAGACACAUAGUAGCAGGAGGGGAGGGGAAGGUGUGAUUGAUGACAGUCACAAGGAUUAUUUUGUUCUUGGAAAGAAAAACAAAGUAAUUUCAAACGCUGUCAAGAAGAGAAAGAAGGGAAGUAAAAUUUAAAACCCAUCUUGUUAGAAUGUCCCAGCCUUAGCAAAAUUCAUUACAUCAACAAAUUUUAUCCUCUGUAAAAAGCACAAAAGCAGGCACAACUUAAAGCAACCCCUCUUCUAGCCAAGUACCCCCCAAAUCCCAAUUCUAAUCCAAGCACUUGGCCGGUGAAGCUAGGCAUUCCUGAAGAAGAUGUGCAGGAAAACCACCAAGGUGGUGGGCAGCCCAGACAAAUUGUUUAGUCCUAGAAUACUGGAGGAUCUCGCAGGAGUUUACUUCUGUGCUGCUUCCUGGCAGCUCCAUUUCUUCUUUCACAAUAACAACCUAGGGCAGCACAGCGUUCAGAGAGCCUCCAGGCAAGGAUCAACUACUCUGCCUUCCCAAUAGACUUGGUUUCUAGUUGGCACAGCCUGCUGCAAAGCCAGGCCCUUGAGAAGGCCCGGUGCAUAAGCAGAUAUAAUGGACAAGGAGACACAUACACAUGACACUGUAGCAGGUUCAGUUUUAACUUGGUUUUCUUCAAUGCUUCAAAUGCCUGAAUUUUGAAAGGCCCUGUAUAUACA